Molecule: messenger RNA, 300 nt
Organism: Ilex paraguariensis (yerba mate)
Lineage: Eukaryota; Viridiplantae; Streptophyta; Magnoliopsida; Aquifoliales; Aquifoliaceae
Source: the annotation of a GenBank genome assembly
AUGGAGAUGGGGAGGAAGGCGGUGGUUCUGAUGGUUUUCUUGCUGGCGGCGAUCGGAGGGUCGAAGGCAUUGAGCUUGUGUAACAUAACUGAGGAAGGUUUGAUGGCAUGCAAGCCCUCUGUGACCGGAGCGACCCCUGCCGACCCAACAUCUGAAUGUUGUGAAGCUCUGGCAGGGGCUGACUUGACUUGCUUGUGUUCUUAUAAGAACUCCUUGACCUUGCCUGCUCUUGGGAUUGAUCCUGACCUUGCCAUGGCACUCCCUGCAAAGUGCAACCUCACCCCUCCAAGCAAUUGUUAA